Molecule: messenger RNA, 1479 nt
Organism: Rhinocladiella mackenziei CBS 650.93
Lineage: Eukaryota; Fungi; Ascomycota; Eurotiomycetes; Chaetothyriales; Herpotrichiellaceae
Product: hexokinase
Exons: 3
Coding region: 1-1479 (492 amino acids)
Biological process (GO): glycolytic process; glucose 6-phosphate metabolic process; intracellular glucose homeostasis
Cellular component (GO): mitochondrion; cytosol
Molecular function (GO): fructokinase activity; glucokinase activity; mannokinase activity
Source: RefSeq, a predicted model, not a curated record
AUGGUUGGCUUAGGUCCAAAACGCAAGCCGUCCCGCAAGGGUUCUAUGGUCGAUGUGCCAAAGAGCUUGCUGAACGAAAUUGCCAACCUCGAGGAACUGUUUACGGUAGACGCUGCAAAACUUAAGCAGAUCACCAAUCAUUUCGUCAAAGAGCUGGAAGCGGGCUUGGAGAAAGAUGGAGCCAACAUUCCCAUGAACCCUACCUGGGUCAUGGGCUUCCCAGAUGGUGAUGAGCAGGGAACUUUCCUCGCCCUGGAUAUGGGCGGUACCAAUCUGCGAGUGUGCGAAAUUACGCUCACCGAAGAGAAGGGCGAGUUCGAUAUCAUCCAGAGUAAAUACCGGAUGCCCGAGGAGCUCAAGACAGGGACCGCAGAGGAGCUGUGGGAGUACAUUGCAGAUUGCAUGCAACAAUUCAUUGAAUACCAUCACGACGACGAAGAUUUGAUCGAUCUUCCGCUCGGUUUUACCUUCUCCUACCCGGCGACCCAAGAAUACAUCGAUCACGGUGUUCUCCAAAGAUGGACAAAGGGAUUUGAUAUCUCGGGCGUCGAGGGAAAGGAUGUUGUUCCACAAUUCCAAGCUGCACUGGAGGCAAGGAAUCUGCCCAUCAAACUCGCUGCCCUCAUCAAUGACACCACCGGCACCCUGAUUGCAUCGUCGUAUACCGAUCAAUCUAUGAGAAUUGGUUGCAUCUUCGGGACUGGUUGCAACGCGGCCUAUAUGGAGAACUGUGGCUCCAUACCAAAACUGAAACACCUCAAUCUCCCCCCUGACAUGCCCAUGGCCAUCAACUGUGAAUACGGCGCCUUUGACAACGAUCACAAGGUCUUGCCGAUCACCAAGUACGACACAAUAAUUGACGAGACCUCACCCAGACCAGGUCAGCAAGCAUUUGAAAAGAUGAUCGCCGGGUUGUAUUUGGGUGAAAUUUUCCGUCUGGUGAUUGUCGACCUUCAUGAGAACAAGAAUUUGUUGUUUGAAGGCCAGGACAUUUCCAAACUCAAGAAACCGUACACCCUUGAUGCGUCAUUCCUGUCAUUCAUUGAAGAAGAUCCGUUUGAAAACUUGCAGGAAACCCACGACAUGUUCGAAGAAAGACUCGGCAUCUCCGCAACCAAGCCGGAGCUUGAACUGUGUCGUCGAUUGGCAGAACUGAUCGGAACUCGUGCUGCCCGUCUUUCAGCCUGCGGUGUGGCUGCCAUCUGCAAGAAGAAAGACAUCCAGAGCUGCCAUGUGGGCGCGGAUGGGUCAGUUUUUAACAAAUACCCCCAUUUCAAGGCUCGUGGAGCACUGGCACUUCGUGAGAUUCUCGACUGGCCCAAGGGUAAGAAGGAUCCGGUCGUUCUGCUCAGUGCCGAGGAUGGUAGUGGUGUGGGCGCAGCCUUGAUUGCUGCCCUGACCAUCAAGAGAAUUAAGGAAGGCAACACGUACGGAGUGAGGGAUGUGAAGAAAUUCGAAAAGAUUUCGUCGGGCCGAUAA